Messenger RNA from Cyprinus carpio (common carp), 2448 nucleotides. RefSeq names its product rho-related GTP-binding protein RhoQ. Lineage: Eukaryota; Metazoa; Chordata; Actinopteri; Cypriniformes; Cyprinidae. Gene Ontology annotation, biological process: cortical actin cytoskeleton organization; small GTPase-mediated signal transduction. Gene Ontology annotation, molecular function: GTP binding; GTPase activity. The record is from RefSeq and is a predicted model, not a curated record.
UGCGUAAUGGUUGGUUGAUUCAGAUACUAAACAUCGAUAAACAAUCUUUAUACUUGAUCCCUUGGUCCAGAGUUAUUACCCCGCCUAUGUCGCAAGUCAAUGCGUGCUGGGCUCAAGAGUCAGAGGACGUGAUACUGGGGUUGGAAAGUAGGGAAAGUGGGACAGCGGUGAGGUGAGGUGUGGUGUUGAGCACGCGGCUUUAAGGUUGAUGUCGUCUUGACAACGCGAAGUUUGUCGCUUGCUUCCUUCCUUCCAUCUCAUCAGAAGCGGCACGCGCUCGGCGUGUUCCAGUAUUGAGAGGGGAAAGCCACAGUCAAUGCCGAAUUUGGGAACCGGGGUGGAGGAAAUGGCAUUUCAGCUGAUUUUGCAGCCCGAGCGCGGCACUGCUGCUGGUGGUGACGCCUGAAGGGAGCUUUAAUAACGCGGGAUAUAUCUCUAGCAGCUGAAGAUGGUGAAUUCAAGUGUUUUAUUAUCGUCAUGGCAAACGGAACCGGCAGCAUCAUGUUGAAAUGCGUGGUCGUCGGCGACGGCGCCGUUGGAAAAACUUGUCUGCUGAUGAGCUAUGCCAACGACGCCUUUCCAGAGGAAUAUGUGCCCACUGUCUUUGAUCAUUAUGCAGUGAGUGUGACGGUUGGGGGAAAACAGUACCUGCUGGGGCUGUAUGACACUGCGGGUCAGGAGGACUAUGAUCGCCUGCGACCCCUGUCUUACCCCAUGACAGAUGUCUUCCUCAUUUGCUUCUCCGUGGUGAAUCCGGCCAGCUUCCAGAACGUGAGAGAGGAGUGGGUCCCUGAGCUGCAGGAGUACGCACCCAACGUCCCUUACCUGCUCAUCGGCACUCAGAUUGACCUGCGGGAUGACCCUAAGACUAUUGCCAAGCUGAACGACGUGAAGGAGAAGCCCAUUGUGACAGAACAAGGCCAAAAGCUAGCAAAGGAGAUUGGUGCCUGCUGUUAUGUUGAAUGCUCAGCACUGACACAGAAAGGCCUGAAGACUGUGUUUGAUGAGGCCAUUAUAGCCAUUCUGGCUCCUAAGAAAGGUGCGCUCAAGCGAAGACUGGGCCCACGCUGCAUCAACUGCUGCCUCAUCACAUGAUACACCAGCUCAAGGGCAUCCAGUGAACUGACAGUGACCAACUGACAACCAACCAGAUUUCAAUCUGACUUCUGAACUAAAGCAAAGUGAAGCAAUGGGCCCAGUCACCUACAAGUCCAAGUUAUGGGCGAAUGACAAGAUGAACUAACAAAAAGACACAUUGUUCAGGGAGAAAUGACACAAGAACACUAAUCAUUGAGAAUGGAAUACCAAGAAAAUGGACAAAAUGAUUUAUUGAACAUACAAGCACAGAGAACAGACACCCUUUCUAAUGACUAAAAACAAUCGAACUGUAGCUAGCUCCGUGUCUGGCUCAUCAAGCAUUAGUUCAUUUGAGAGAUGAAACCCAGACAAGCCUAAACAGCACAACCAAACCCAUCGGUCAUUUACAGAAGUAAGACUUUCUUCAGAAAGGGGAAUUCAGCAUCUCAAUUUGGGUUGCAAAAUACUUGCUUUUUACAAAAUGGCUCAAGUCAGUACUGGCUUUAUUUACAGGAAGAACGAUUGGAAUUAUUGAAUAAAUCUACUGCCAUUAGGAGCGAACAACAAAUUAAAUAUCUAUUCUACAAAAAACAAAUACAGAAACAACUGAUUUUUUUAUUGUUGUAAAUGGGACCUCAGAGUCAGGCAGCAUUUCUUAGAGCACGUACUGGGACGGACAGUCGUUUUUUGACUCCAGCCUGGAUCUCUUCCUCUCUCAGUUCCUGGUGGCCUGUGAUUGUGUCUUUCUUUUCCUCACUUGAGCUUGUAGGUGAGUUGUUUGCGAUGCCAGUGGAUCCAGAUAGGAGCAGCGAGGAGGCCAGUCAGAAAUCCAGUAGUUGCCCCAAGGGUACAGGAGUUGGGCCAAACCUGGAUAUAAGAGCCAGAAAAUGAAGAUCAAAACUGUCAUUUUGCAGGAGCACAAGUGACUUGACUGGAAAUUCUACAGAAUCACUGUGGUGUUUUACCAACCAAAUUUUCUAUUUGAGACUGCUUUAUUCCUCUUUCUUUUUUUAACUUAGAGUUUUGAGUGUUACAUAUUGGUGGCCUUGCCUCUCAGGUGUGUGCCGACUGCUUUGCAUUUAGAAUUUUUGCUUCAUAUGAUCAAGGUGAUUUCAAAUGUUGUUUCAUUUUUUAUUUAUUUAAUUUUUUAUGAAUUUCAUGCAGUCCAUGCAAAUAUGUGGAGUGGUCUUUAAAGCUUCCAGCACAUUGUGAGCAACAACAACAACAACUAAAAAGCCUUUAUAAAUAGUAGAUAAAUGGAAUGCAAAUCUAAAAAUUAAAAGGCACAAUGGUUUUAUGGGAGAACAUAAUUAAUAUGAAAACUUGCUGUUGAUGUCCAAUGCACAGUGGAUAAACAAAAUGUAAAUUUAA